Molecule: messenger RNA, 1280 nt
Organism: Paramecium sonneborni
Lineage: Eukaryota; Ciliophora; Oligohymenophorea; Peniculida; Parameciidae
Source: the annotation of a GenBank genome assembly
AUGUAAUCUUAAUCUAUAAAAUCUCAUGGAAAUAUGCUUAUAGAUUACUUUAAGUGUCUUAGAGUAGAUGAUUGGAAUAUAAAUUUGACCCAGUAUUCUAAACUAGUCGAUUUUCGAUUAAGUUAGAAUGUGAUAACAUUUGAAGAAGUAGAAAAGUUUUAUGGAUUUGAGGAUUAAAAGUAAGGGUAAAAAUAAUGUAGGAAUUUCUUCUAAAUGCAUAGUUAAACAUAAUGGACAGACCAAGAAUGGAAAGUAUUGAUUUGGAUAGUGAUAUCAUAUUGUACAAUGAAUGGGAUAAAUCUUUUAAAAAUGGUAUGAGUUUAUAUGUUUAUAUAUAGAGUGAUUGGGAGAUGGUUGGAAAGUUGAUAAAAUUCAAAAAUGAUUUAAAUUGUUAAUAUAAAUGGCUAUGUCAUGUAAUAGGAAGAGAAGAUAGAUUGUAGUGGUGUUAAGAAGAAGAAUAGAUAUUGAAAGAGGAAGUAGAAAAGAGUAAAAAUUUGAAAUGGCAUGAAAUACAAUAUUAGAUAUUUAUGAGAUCAAAUGGAAUAUAUUUUAAGAAAGCUAAACAAUGUAGAGAGAGAUGGAACAAUUAUUUAGAUCCAUAAAUAAAUAGGUAUAAUGAAAGAAAAUCCUUUUUUAGGAGUUAUUGGAAACCAGAAGAAGAUCUAUGUUUAAUGAAACUAGCUUAAUCUGAAGGAUUGAAAUGGUCCAAGAUUUCAUAAAAAAUGAAAAAUAGAACUGAAAAUUAAGUAAAAAAUAGAUUCAAAAGUCUAAUAAACAAAGAAACCAAAGGACAAUAAUAAUAGUUAGAUAUAAGUCAUCUAAUAAAUAACAUUAUCUCAAAAUUAGUUAUCUCAUAGUGUAAUACUACAGGAUUUAUACAAGAAGAAAAACCAUAAAAAAUAAUCUGUUUAGAUAACAAUAUAAAUUAUAUAUAAUAACAAUAGUAUUGGAUAUACUAAUACUAAUAUUUCUUAGCUUAAUAACAAUAUUAAAUGUGUUAUAGUUAUUAUUAGGGUGAAUAAUCUGUUAAAAGUGAAGAAUGUUAGUCAUAAAAGAUAUCUAGAUCUAAUAGUUUUUGUGGAUUAUUAGAUAAGCUAUCCUUAGAUUCAAAGUCAUUGACAUAAGAAUUAAAUAAAUAAUAUGCUUAGGAAAUUGAAGUUCCUAUUAAUAAUAUUACCAAAUCAUAAUAACAGAUUACUAUUCCUAAUUUCAUAACAGAUAAUUAAGGCAAAGUUAAAUCCAAUAAACAAAGAUUCAAGUUUUCUUCAGGAGAUUAAUGA